AUGGGCAGUCUAGCUGAUCGGGGCCAGGUCUGCUGCGAUCCUACUACUCCUGUCGCCAUUGUGGGCAUGGGGCUCAGAGGUCCCGGCGAAGCAAACAACCUAGCCGGGUUUUUCAAGUUGCUUUCUGAGGCGCAAGAGACGCGAACGGCGGGUCAGAACGGCCGAUGGAACCACGAUGCCUUCUACCAUCCUGACGCAGCUCGCAAGGGAUCAAGCAACGUCAAGGCUGGGCAUUACAUCAUAGACGACUUGUCCCUAUUCGACGCAUCAUUGUUUCGAAUGACGGAGAGCGAAGCGGCGGCAGAUUACACGGAUCUGCUUCAACGAGAUCCGGAUUCCAUGCCGUACUACCAAGCCACCAGCAGCGGCUACUCGCGCGCAAUCAUAUCGAAUCGGCUUUCCCACUUCUUCGACCUGCGUGGCCCAAGUGUGACAGUCGACACCGCCUGUUACGGUGGCCUUGCUGCUCUACACCUUGCGUGCCAGUCUAUCAGAUCGGGGGAGACCACGCAAGCCAUCUUCGGAGGGUCGAGUCUCAUCCUCCAUCCUCACCAGUUUGACUCUUUGAGUGCUAUGCGCCCAGACGGACGCAGUUACUCUUUCGAUGAUCGAGCCGAGGGGUAUGCGCGGGGCGAAGGCGACGGCGGAACUCCAGGCAUUAGUUUCCCGAGCAGAAAUGCCCAGGUAUCCCUGAUCAAGGAGACGUAUGCCCGAGCCGGCCUGGAUCCCAAAGACACUAGCUACGUCGAGGCCCACGGUACCGGAACGGGAGCCGGUGACCCGAUCGAAACAUCAGCAAUCGCAGAAGCCAUGACACAAUCACGCGAUCUUGAUGCCGAGCCCUUGUGGAUAGGCUCUGUCAAAGCCAACAUCGGACACCUAAAAGCUGCGAGCGGGAUCGCUUCGGUGGUGAAGUGCGUUCUUAUGCUGGAGAACAAGGUCAUCUUCCCGAAUCGCAAUCUGGCCAAUGUGAACCCCCGUGUUGAUCUCGAAGGAUGGCGGUUGAAGAUUCCUAUCUCAUUCCAGCCCUGGACGAUCAAGGCGGGGGGGGUUCACCGCGUAUCUGUCAACAGUUUCGGGUUCGGCGGAACCAACGUGCACGCUAUCCUUGAGAGGGCGGAGGAGUUUCUCGCCAACAGCCAUGAUGGAGCUAUCGGGGACAAGCAUAUAUCAUCUAUGGGCUCUCGAUGUAGCAUUUCGCACGGGUUAGCCCACGAAGGCAACGGCCUCCAACGGGCUCUCCCGACGGCUCUCCAGCCUGGCGGUGCCGACUUACAUUGA
This is a messenger RNA of Colletotrichum higginsianum IMI 349063, 1281 nucleotides long. Its product is annotated as PKSN polyketide synthase for alternapyrone biosynthesis protein. Gene Ontology annotation, biological process: fatty acid biosynthetic process; secondary metabolite biosynthetic process. The record is from RefSeq and is a predicted model, not a curated record. Bases 1 to 1281 code for a protein of 426 amino acids. NCBI's taxonomy places the organism in Eukaryota, Fungi, Ascomycota, Sordariomycetes, Glomerellales, Glomerellaceae. The transcript has 6 exons. Gene Ontology annotation, molecular function: fatty acid synthase activity.